Dendroctonus ponderosae (mountain pine beetle) is the source of this 2241-nucleotide messenger RNA. It is a transcript of the gene Pi4KIIalpha, whose product is annotated as phosphatidylinositol 4-kinase type 2-alpha. Gene Ontology annotation, cellular component: endosome; lysosomal membrane; plasma membrane. The transcript has 8 exons. Gene Ontology annotation, molecular function: 1-phosphatidylinositol 4-kinase activity. Lineage: Eukaryota; Metazoa; Arthropoda; Insecta; Coleoptera; Curculionidae. The record is from RefSeq and is a predicted model, not a curated record. The coding region runs from base 318 to 1688 and encodes 456 amino acids. Gene Ontology annotation, biological process: Golgi organization; phosphatidylinositol phosphate biosynthetic process; endosome organization.
GUAUCAGAUUAUUGUAAUCUGACAGCUGUCACCUAAAUGAAUCACACACAAUCAGCUGGUGUUUGAUAUUGAAAAUGGGAAAUGAUUCGGUUUUUUGUUGCGGAUUUGCGUGAAAACCGUUGAAACGGCAAAAUUUGCCCACCUGCAAAACUGUGCCCAUCGUUCCAAUUUCCCUCGAGCAAACCAUUCGUUCGAAGAUAAAUCAACGCAUGUCCCCAUCCAGGCCCACGGUUCCUGUCAAUUAGCAAUCAGUUGGCAAUUUGCUUGCGAAUUGCGGCAAUACAUAUGCGGAACAGUAGCGAAGCGAUUUGCAGGUGAUGAGUGCCAGCGAGACCCUGAGUAUCCUGGUCAACACUGCCGCUGUCCACGAGCCCCCAUCGAGAUCUGCGCCCCUUUCCGUUGUAUGCCAUAGUAGUGACGGUGAAGACGUUCCCCUUGUUCCGGAAGUGGCUUUCGACGGCAGCUUGGAUUCCCCGGGGAUCAAUCGGGAGUCUCAGCCCCUUCUGGGGGGACUUGAGGUCUCGUACAAUCAUUUUCCAGAUGAUCCCGAUUUCACCGAUUUGGUUUGGCAAGCGGAAACGGCCAUAGACAAUGGGAUUUUUCCAGAGCGCAUCUCUCAGGGCUCCAGUGGGUCGUAUUUUGUGAAAAAUCAAGCGGGGAAAGUCAUAGCAGUGUUCAAGCCAAAAGACGAAGAACCCUAUGGCCGACUGAACCCGAAAUGGAUAAAAUGGAUGCACAAGUUGUGCUGUCCGUGCUGCUUUGGUCGUUCGUGUCUCAUUCCCAAUCAGGGCUACUUGUCAGAGGCGGCCGCUUAUCUGGUAGACAGCAAAUUGGGGCUCAACAUCGUUCCUAAAACUAGGGUAGUGAAAUUAGUGUCAGAAACCUUCAACUAUUUGAGAAUAGACCGGCAGAAGGCGCGAGUGAAACGGGCCAUUAUGGAGCAGUUCCCCAACGUGGGCUUGCGGUUCAAUCGCAUAGGGCUGCCGCCAAAGGUGGGUUCUUUUCAAUUUUUUGUGAACAGUUACAAGGACGCGCACCACUGGCUCUCCAAGUUCGAGAUGGAGCCGCUGGCGCCUCCCAUAGCGAAAAAGUUCCAGUUACAGUUUGAACGGCUGGUUGUUCUGGAUUACAUCAUUCGAAAUACCGAUCGUGGCAACGAUAACUGGCUGAUCAGGUACGAUCAGCCGACGAUUUCGAACGGGCACACCGUUAGCGAGCAAGUGGACCUAACGGAGUCGACUGAUUGGAGUAUGGUGAAUAUGCCCGAAAUCAAAAUUGCCGCCAUUGACAACGGCCUGGCAUUUCCCUACAAGCAUCCGGAUAGCUGGCGGGCGUACCCAUACCAUUGGGCGUGGUUGCCGCAAGCCAAAAUACCAUUCGGCAAGGAAAUCAAGGAGCUGGUUCUUCCGUUGUUGAGCGACAUGAAUUUUGUCCAAGAUUUGUGCGAAGAUUUGCAUCAUUUGUUCAAGCAGGAUAAGGGUUUCGAUCGCACCCUGUACGAAAGGCAAAUGUCGGUGAUGCGCGGUCAGAUUUUGAACUUGACUCAGGCGCUCAAAGAUGGAAAAUCGCCAGUUCAGCUGGUGCAAAUGCCAGCCGUUGUUGUGGAAAGAUCGCAGGCUCAUCCUCAUCGAUUUUUCAGCUUCACGCAACGCUUCCAAGACAAAAGUCCUUUUUUCUCGUGGUGUUAACGCACGUUAAAUUUUUUCUUUAUUUUCAAAUGGUCAAUUCGGUCGUUUUUCUUUGCCGGAAACUCUCGUAAAAGACAUUUAUCUAUCCAAGACAUGUGAUUUAGACUGUAGCUGGUAAGCCAGGUCCAUUGUUAUGAAUUUCAAAAAAUGCUGCCAGAUGAGCCAAUUUGAACUGAGAUUUCUAAAAAUGGACUUACGUUCUUUAUACUACAUAUUUAAUGGUUUCUUGAGCUUAAGGUCUUUAUUUUUAUAGAAUAUAGGUUUUAUAAUGUACAUAAAUGUGAGCUGAACAUUUCCAGUACUAAGAUUUGUCACUGUUUCUUCAACUUUGACUUCAACGUUGAUUUAUCAAAUUUUUUAGGGAGGAUGAAUAAAUGAGGUCGCAGACAGUUCACCAUCAACAAUCAAAAUAUAGUCUAACUUAAGUAAAGCUGCACUUUUACUUUUAUAAAACAUUGUCCUCGUUUAAGCGCCUGAUUGUUUUAACGAAUAGACAGUUUUAUUUACCAAAAUGUACAUAUAAACACUAUCGAAUAGAAACUACUACAAUUCA